AUGGGUUCUCCGACCAUACAAAAGCCAUUUGUUUCAACCAACCACACGACAAUGGUCGAAGCACCUGAGGGAGAGCAGGAAAUAGACUACCAGAAAUUCCGACUCCGCACAUUCAAUGAUUUCUCUGCCAUUGCCGACAUGGAACCGAUCUCUUUGCUACGCCUCAUAAGCGGCGACAACCUUCAUUUCGUGACAGCCAACGCCACUGCACCUGAAGUUCUAGGCAACCGAUCUAAAGACAGAGUAUUCUUGCACCUGCUUAUGAGAGAGUAA
This is a messenger RNA of Thlaspi arvense, 273 nucleotides long. The record is from the annotation of a GenBank genome assembly. Lineage: Eukaryota; Viridiplantae; Streptophyta; Magnoliopsida; Brassicales; Brassicaceae.